AUGGACCUCCUCACCGACGAACUUGAGCGCAUGGCCACUAACAUCGCCGCCUACGACGGACCCGAAGACGCCUCGGACAUCCCUCUCGACUCCAUCAGCGGCAGGCAAGUGCCAGCACAGCAUCCUAAAGCGCACCCCUCCGAGCCCUUCGGCGAACGCACCGCCACGUCCAGGGUCCGCAAGACCCACUGCACCUACCUCAUGCGUCUUGGCGGCCCGCUUUCCACACCUUCCCAAAUCCAAAGCAUAGCCCGCCUCCCCACUCCUCCCGUCAUCAUCGAAGGCUCAGCCGACGAUGGCACGGCCGCGGCCUUCGUCCGCCUUCCCCACUCUGCCACCACUCAGCUCUCCGCCUGGCUUACCACCGCCGGCAUCCCCGCCCACCAGCGCCCCGCCUCCAUCCGCCUCUCUGAAGCAGAGAAGAACUUGUCACCCAAUUCGCCGUGUCCGACGCUCGGCAUCGACACGACGCUGCCACAGCACCGGCCGAACGGCAGCACUGCCGCAUUUCACCCGUUUCAGGAUGAGUUCCCCGUGUGGUAUCUCUUCUACGGGACGCUGGCGGAGCCGGACAGGCUGAUGGGUUUGCUAAGGUUGGAGGAGAGGCCGGUGCUGCAAAGGGCAGCGGUGCGUGGUGGCGCGGUCAGGACGUGGGGCGGGAAGUACAAGGCGCUUGUUGAUGGGACAGAGAGGAUUGAUGGGUGGACGUACGAGGUUGUGAGUAAGGAGCAGGAGGAUGCUCUGCGGGCGUAUGAGACGGAGAAGUAUGAGGUGGUGAGGUGCGGGAUUGAGAUGGAAGGUGGAGAGGAGGUCAUGGGGUGCACGUUUCGCUUUGCUGAUCCGUUCUUGCUGGAUGGGUAG
Lasiodiplodia theobromae is the source of this 861-nucleotide messenger RNA. Its product is annotated as Aig2-like protein. Lineage: Eukaryota; Fungi; Ascomycota; Dothideomycetes; Botryosphaeriales; Botryosphaeriaceae. The coding region runs from base 1 to 861 and encodes 286 amino acids. The transcript has a single exon. The record is from RefSeq and is a predicted model, not a curated record.